Molecule: messenger RNA, 865 nt
Organism: Eruca vesicaria subsp. sativa (arugula)
Lineage: Eukaryota; Viridiplantae; Streptophyta; Magnoliopsida; Brassicales; Brassicaceae
Source: the annotation of a GenBank genome assembly
ACCAACUCUAUAAUUAAGAUCCACCUCACAGUUUGAUAACCUUUAUUUCAUACUUUCUCCUCUAUUUCAUUCAAACACCAACGUUUUAGAAAUGGCAACAGCAUCGUUUAACAUGCAGUCAGUCUUCGCCGGUGGUUUGGCCACUCGCAAGAUCAACACAAACAAGCUAUCCGUCGCCGGUAACUUCACAAAUCUCAAGAGGAACUAUCCGGUGGGAGUGAGGUGCAUGGCUGAGGGAGAACCCAAGAAGGAUGAGUCUGCACCUUCGACCUCGGCGUCUCAGCCUUUGUCUAGUUCAGCAUCGCCGCCACCACCUCCACCUCCUACUAAACCUAAGGUGAGCACCAAGUUUAGCGACUUGCUAGCGUUUAGCGGUCCAGCACCAGAAAGGAUAAACGGGCGUUUAGCGAUGGUUGGAUUCGUGGCUGCCUUGGCGGUUGAACUGUCCAAGGGUGAAAAUGUUUUCGCUCAGAUCUCCGAUGGUGGUGUCUCGUGGUUCCUCGGUACGACUGUGAUCUUGACGCUUGCGUCGCUUGUACCUCUUUUCAAGGGUAUCACCGCUGAGUCUAAGUCCAAAGGUUUCAUGACGUCCAACGCUGAGCUUUGGAACGGACGUUUCGCGAUGCUUGGUUUGGUCGCGUUGGCGUUUACUGAGUUUGUCAAGGGUGGGACCCUUGUCUGAGGAAAGAAACUUUCUUAUGGGGGGAGAGUUUAUAUUACAGUUUUACCCCUGAAUUCUGUAAAGUAAUCUUGUUUGAUAAGUGUGUUUAGGCCUACUGCGUGUUUCUUUACAUAUGUAGCAGCGACAUGAGACUUUGGGUUAAAACACUCUAUAUCAGUAAAAUCAUUGAUGUUUCUCUAAAAU